CAGGUCGAAGGCGUGCUAUGCAGCAAGGCAGGGAGUAUCGCGUCCGGCACGGUGCACUUGACUGCCCACCAUCUCAUAUUCCACUAUGACGACCCAGCAAAGGAGGAGAUGUGGAUUCCUUAUCCGCUGAUAUCCCUAGUGACGCGUCUACCGCUCACUCUACAAGGGUCGUGUCCCCUUACGAUCAGGACGCGCACAUUUGAGGCAGCAUCUCUUCUAUUUGGCUCAGAGAGGGAGGCGAUAGAUGUAUUCGACAGUGUGAAGGAGCUCACUGUCGCCACGUCUGUGACGCAGCUGUAUGCGUUCUACUAUGUGCCGAACCCACCGUAUACUGCCAACAACGGCUGGUCCUUAUAUUCUGUCCGGGAAGAAUUUGGCCGAAUGGGCGUUGGAUCGCGCACGAAAGCAUGGAGGUUCACGGAUAUUAACAAAGACUAUUCUUUCUCCCCGACAUAUCCCGCGAGGCUCGUGGUACCAACUCGAAUAAGCGAUACGACGCUGCAAUAUGCUGUCAAGUACCGCAGCAAGGCGCGCUUGCCGGUACUGACUUACCUCCACUGGGCGAACUACGGAAGUAUAACCCGUUCUAGUCAGCCUAUGGUCGGGCUGACAAGCAAUCGUUCGAUUCAAGACGAGAAGCUCAUCGAGGCCAUCUUCCAAACACACUGGUCUCCAGAAUCUCGUGCUGCGAAUAUCCCCGUCUACGGCGCGACGUGCACUAAUCUCAUCAUCGAUGCGAGACCAACGACUAACGCGAUGGCUAACACCGCAAAGGGCGCCGGCACGGAGAACAUGGACCACUAUAAAGAUGCCAAGAAGGCCUACUUGGGAAUUGAUCACAUCCAUGUCAUGCGAGAAUCUCUCGCGAGGGUAGUCGAAGCGUUACGGGAAGCAGAGGUCACUCCCGCUACCCCUGGCGCUGGUGAUGACUACACACUCGAUUCUAUGGUCGCACCGGUGCUGGAUAAACAAGCGUUGCGAAGAUCUGGCUGGUUGAAGCACAUAUCUGCCAUUAUGGAAGGCUCGCUGCUUAUUGUGCGAAACGUCCAUGUCAACUCUUCCCACGUCCUCAUCCACUGCUCUGAUGGGUGGGACCGGACGGCUCAGCUCUCCUCUCUGUCCCUGCUCUGCCUGGACCCCUUCUAUCGCACAUUACGUGGCUUCCAGAUACUGGUCGAGAAAGAAUGGGUGUCAUUCGGUCACAAGUUCCUCGAUCGCUGUGGGCACCUGUCCUCGGAGAAGUUCUUUUCAGCUCCCGUCGAGAAUAUCGGCACUGGGGGCGGUGCGGAAGCCGCCCAAGCAUUCCUGGCCUCUGUACAGAACAGGUUCGCGUCGCAGAACCAUCUCAAGGAGACGAGUCCUGUCUUCCAUCAAUGGCUCGAGUGCGUGCGGCAGGUGCAACGCCAAUUCCCUGAACGCUUCGAGUUCAACGAGCGCUUCCUACGCCAACUGCACUACCAUCUCUAUUCUUGUCAGUUUGGCACAUUCCUGUUCAAUACCGAGCGGGAACGUCGGGUGGGUGACAGUGGUCUGCCUCCGUGUGAACGGACAGUAAGCGUGUGGGAUCACUUCAAUUCGGCCCCAGAAGCGUCGCUGAACCUGAAUCCCGACUACGACCCAUCACUGGAUGAUCCCUCGAAUCGUGUACCCAAGACCGAUAUGGGCGUGCUCAUGCCUGACCCGAAGGACGUCCGCUUCUGGAAUGAGCUCUACGGCCGCACGGACGAAGAGAUGAAU
Molecule: messenger RNA, 1737 nt
Organism: Postia placenta MAD-698-R-SB12
Lineage: Eukaryota; Fungi; Basidiomycota; Agaricomycetes; Polyporales; Adustoporiaceae
Exons: 5
Biological process (GO): dephosphorylation
Molecular function (GO): phosphatase activity
Source: RefSeq, a predicted model, not a curated record